Nycticebus coucang (slow loris) is the source of this 6696-nucleotide messenger RNA. RefSeq names its product cytosolic arginine sensor for mTORC1 subunit 2 (gene CASTOR2). Lineage: Eukaryota; Metazoa; Chordata; Mammalia; Primates; Lorisidae. The record is from RefSeq and is a predicted model, not a curated record. Gene Ontology annotation, biological process: negative regulation of TORC1 signaling; cellular response to L-arginine. Gene Ontology annotation, cellular component: cytosol. The transcript is spliced from 9 exons. The coding region runs from base 252 to 1241 and encodes 329 amino acids.
GCGCGCCGCCGCUCCACCGCCCGGCAGCUCCGCUUCUCCGCCGGCGCCUCUGCCUCGCCCGCCCGCGGCCGCUCGCAACUUGGCUGGCCUCCCCUUUGUCCGGCCCGGCCCGGCCGCCGCUCCCCGCCCGGAGCCGAGCUCCCGGUCCCCGGGCCGGUUGCCCGCGGCGGCUCGGAGCCGGCUGGGCGCGGAGGGGGCGGGGGCCGCGGCUCGCCCCCCGCCGAUGAGCCUCCGAGGAUCGCGGGCGGACGAUGGAACUCCACAUCCUGGAGCACCGGCUGCAAGUUGCCAGCGUCGCCAAGGAGAGUAUCCCGCUCUUCACCUACGGCCUGAUCAAACUUGCCUUCCUGUCCUCCAAGACCAGGUGCAAGUUCUUCAGUCUGACUGAGACGCCGGAAGAUUACACCAUCAUCGUUGAUGAGGAGGGAUUCCUAGAGCUCCCCUCCUCUGAGCACCUGAGCGUGGCGGAUGCCACCUGGCUGGCCCUGAAUGUGGUGUCUGGUGGUGGUGGCUUCUCCAGCUCCCAGCCCAUUGGCGUGACCAAGAUCGCCAAGUCUGUCAUUGCCCCGCUGGCCGACCAGAACAUCUCGGUGUUCAUGCUGUCCACGUACCAGACAGACUUCAUCCUGGUGCGUGAGAGAGACCUGCCCUUUGUCACCCACACCUUGUCAUCAGAGUUCACCAUCCUACGGGUUGUCAAUGGCGAGACUGUGGCAGCCGAGAACCUUGGCAUCACCAAUGGCUUCGUGAAGCCCAAGAUGGUCCAGAGGCCGGUCAUCCACCCACUGUCCAGUCCAAGCAACAGGUUCUGUGUCACCAGCCUGGACCCUGACACACUGCCUGCUGUUGCUACACUUCUCAUGGAUGUCAUGUUCUACUCCAACGGAGUGAAGGACCCAAUGGCUGCUGGCGAUGAUUGCGGCCACAUCCGCUUCUUCUCCUUCUCCCUCAUUGAGGGGUACAUCUCCCUGGUGAUGGACGUUCAGACCCAGCAGAGGUUUCCUAGUAACUUGCUAUUCACAAGUGCAUCUGGAGAGCUCUGGAAGAUGGUGCGGAUUGGAGGACAGCCCCUGGGAUUUGAUGAGUGUGGCAUUGUGGCCCAGAUCUCCGAGCCCUUGGCUGCUGCGGACAUCCCCGCCUACUACAUCAGUACUUUCAAGUUCGACCAUGCACUGGUACCAGAAGAGAACAUCGGCGGUGUCAUCAGUGCCCUGAAGGUCGGUCAGGCAGAGGAACACUAGAGAGUUGCCCCUGCCGCUGCCAGGCCUGGGCCCGGCCCCCACCCUGAAGCUUGUUCUUGCAGUAUUUCUCCACAGACUGGAAAAUUGGCCUGAGGACCCCCAAGGAAGAGGCCUCUGGGAGACCCCUGAUUGCCAACCCCUCCAGGCCUGGGGCCCAAGCCAAGGCCUCCCCGUGCCCUCCUGCCUUCCCAGAACCCUCAGAUCCUCCAGAGAAGGACCCACCUCCUCCCCCCCAACCACACCCUAGAAGAUGAUUUCUGAGGCCCAGGGACCAUGUGAGCUGACCCAUCUUCUCAUCCGUCCUCGCCUACAGCCGGGGCAGAUGCCAAAGGAAGCUGGUCCCGCCUAUGAGAUCCUGACAUGCCAUUCCUCAUGUCAUCCCAGGGGGCUAGCAGACCAGGGCUGAGUUUGUGGAGCCCCUAGAGGCCCAUAUGAGGGUGGAGGCUGAGUACUGUGGCCGCUGGUCUCUGGUCCCAUCAGCUCAGGGCUGGUUCCCUCAGAGUGGAGGCCAGCAGGUCAUAGUGGCUGGAGAGGCCCGGACAAGAACCCAGGUGGAGCCCCGCGCUGGGAAGGACCUGAGCCACUUUGCACCUCGCCUGCCAACCACAGGGCUUGUGCCCGAUGCCCAGCACGACUGCCAAGAGGGGCCCUGUCCAGAUCUCCCCCUGAUGAGUGCUCACUCCUUGGGGGAGGAGGGGCCCCAGGAGACCCACCAGCCUGGAGCACCGGCUCCUGUCCCUUCUGCUUUCCCUGGACCCUGCCUGGGCAGGCACAGCCUCAGUUUCCCCCAGCAGGGGCAUCACCAGUACUCUGGGCCUGGGGGCUCUUAGGGAUUUCCCCUCCUCCCCAACAAUUGACUAGACCAGCACAGGCCUCCCCGCCAUCCUCCUCCUCCCCUGCCCCCCACUCACCUGCCUGCCCGCCCACCCCUUGGCUGGGGCUGUGGCAUUCAUGAGUACUUGACCUGGGAGGCAGCUUAACUGAGCCUUAAUAGAGAAAAUCGUACCUUGUUUUAGUUUUUUAUUUAAUGUUUUUGCGCCCAGGCCGCUGUUGGCAGUGGUUUCUGUUUUCAGGGGAUGGGGCCUAUUUGAGUUCUGUUAUGGGGCCCAGGGGCUCAGUGUCGCUAUGGCUGCAGGGCCAGGCGUGAGAAUGGGAGGCUGCAGCAGGGGCCCCAGCCCUGCCCUGAGUGGGAACUGGAGGAGAGGUCUGUUGUAAGAUGCCGGAACCCUUUGGGGCCCGGCAUGAGACCUCCUGACCAGCCAUGACUCUGUCUGGGUGUCAGAGGGAGUGAGGUGGACAGUGGGCAGCAGGCCAGCCAAGUGGUCUUGUCCAAGGGAAAUGGGUUCAGUGCUGGUGGCCCCCGCCAUGGGGUGUGCUGUCAGAGCGAGCAGGACCCAGGCCUCCUAAGGUUCUUUCCCAGGCAGCAACUGAGUCACUGUCCCCAAGGUCAGAGGAGGAGGGAUGCUUCCUCAUCCUAGUGAAGGGCUCCCCACUUUUUCCAGCUGGAGAGGACCCUCUGAGCCUCAGAGUUCACCAGAUGGAGGAGCUUUCUUCAAGAUCUUUGCAGAUGCUCAGGGCCUGCCAUGCUAAUUAGGAACCCACUUUUCUUUUUUAAUUCAUUUUGCACAAAACUCCAAAACGAAACUUGUAAAUCGUUUGCUGGUCCCAAAAGGGAGGUGGCCAAGUGAGAAGGGCAGUGGUUAAAGCCGUGAGUCCCCUUUCUGUCCUUGGAAGGCCUUGAUUUUCCUUUCUGUUACUUCCCUGAUGGUGUCACUUCUCUGCUUUUCCUCCCGGCCCUGCGAGUGUGUCGGCCCCAUGACCCAAGUCGUGUGUUCCCUGACCUAGGACGUAUCUAUUGUAUACACCUAUAAAUACCUGUGUUUUAUGUUGAUAGAGAUAUAUACUGUAAAUAGCAUAUAUACUUGAGCAAUAUAUAUGUUAAUAUAUACUGUGUGCGCAGUAUGUGGACACAGACCCCACUGUGUGUGCACAUGCGUGGGCGUGGCGUCCUCUGCCCAACACUCAGCCAUGCACACAGGCACGUUUUGAGCCACCAUAUAUUUUUUAAUUCAAGUAUAUAGGCAAUACGAUUAUUAGAGAAGGCGAUUGAAUCCCUCAGACCUGACUGGAGAGAAAACAAAACCAGCAGCCACAGAGCCUGCAACACAGCCGGGACAAGUGUGAGGGUCUGCCAAGGUGUGGAUUGUACUGGGACGUCUGCUCUCUGUCUCCCUGGCUAAGACCCCUGGACACCCAUGUUUUAUUUUGGGGGAUGUCGGUUCAGAGGGAAGAGUAGUUGGAAUUUCUUUUUAAAAGAAUGCCCACCCCCAUCAGCAUCCUCAUCCUGAAGACCCGGGCCCACCGUGUCCCACCCAGGGUCCCCUCUCCUUGGGUGGUAGUUUUUAUGCAGGCGGCUGAUUUUUUUUUUUUUUAACCUGAAAGCUUAGAAAUCUCAGGUUCUUUGCCCAGGUCUCCUCCCAGGGACAGCCCCAUCUAAACAAGGACAGCACACGUGCAGGGGCAGGCUGUGAUGAGGGCACUGCUCUCCCACCCUGGCCUGCCCCACAGGUGUGUUCCCUGCUCUAGCCCCCAUGGUGGGAGCGCUCCCCUGGGGACCCCACUCCUUGGCCACAGAAGGCUCUUUAUUUCUCCCAUUCCCUCCUGCUUGUGUGAAGCAGCUUGGUUUCUCUUUUCUUGGUGUUCUGUGCAUAGCGUAGUCUUGGUUUGGUCUCCUCAAUUUUUUAGGGGGGAUGUGAGUGGUUUUCCCAGGGCCAUCUACCCUGUCCCUUCCCCCGCCUUUUUCUGGCCUGCUGGCUGUGGAUCUUUCCAGGCCCAGGUUCCAUUUGGAGAGGUGUGUGUUUCUCACAGGGCCCACAUCCCAGCAGGUGCAUGGGGCUCCCUGCCUGGCUAGGGCCAUGUGUCCCCUCAGGCAGUCUGAGGAGGAUGAGCAUGUUCGGGAGGGAAACCAGGCUCUUCACACCGUGGGGGCACCAGGAACAUGGGCAGGGCUGUGGCAAGAGAUGCUGCCUGGGCUCUGAGUGUACCCUUGCCUCUGUGUGGCUCCCCAGUAAGAAAAGCUCAGUCUGAACAUCUUCUCCCCUCCCCUCUGUACCCUGCAAAGUGGUGAGAACUGGGGGGACCAUUGACCCUCCCCACUGAUGGGAGCCCUGCCUAAGCACAGGGCCCCCCAGUCCUCAAGAAACGACUUUGUCAGCCCCAGUCCUGUCCCCACGAAGACUGUUCCUCCUUCCUCCACAAGGUUUUGAAGCCCCUGGGAGCCACUGUCCAGCGCAUCCCCAGCCCAGGCAUGAGGCAGCCUUGAUCCUGCUAGUCCCCUGCCCCAAAGACCCAGGGGGCCAGAGCCUCCCAAACCACCAGCAGCCUUCUCCCCACCUCAGGCCCCAGGCUGUUCCCACAUGAAAAGGGAAGGAGCUGGUUGACCCAAUGAUCCCCAUUGUGGCCACCCCAGCAGAUAGCAUGGCUGCAGUGACCAAUUUGGUGUCCAACAGAAGGAUGCUUGGUCCCCUCAAGCAACAGAGGGUGCCAUGGCAGUCAGGAAAGAAGACGCUGUGGGAAGGGCUAGAACCCAUUCAAGCCCAAGGCACCAUUCGCCUGAUAAUCUUCAGAAGUGAAGCUGGCUGCCUACUACCAGCCCCCCAGCCAUGUUUCCCAGGGAGACCCUUAGGAGUCCCAAGGCUACCCUAAGCCACCCCUCUGCACCUAUAGAUCUGGAUGUGGGGACUAAGAGAGGGGACUUCUGGGGCACCCCCAGGUGACCACAGAGCAUUCCAGGUGUGGUACUGAGGGAUUCUUUUUGCAGUGAAGCAAUAGUUGGGGUGGGUGGGCAAAAGACGCCUCCAGGCCUUCAGUCCCUUGAGCAGGGCCAGGAGCAGAGGAGUUGGCAUUGAUGGGCCCUAAGUAAGGGCUUUUGAGCAGUGUAACAAGACCUCAGCUCUGGGUGCAGAUGGUACGGUUGGGCCUGGUGGGGGUUGCCUUCCCAGAGAGGCCACCAACCCUGGGGAGCUGCAUAGGCGCAGGUAGGCAGACUUGGGGAAAGUGGCCAGGACUUGUCAUGAGGGGAAUUGGGCCCUGGUAUAGCUAGGUACCUUUUCUGGCAUCUCGAAGCUUAUCCCAGCUUGCUUGCUUGCUUGUUUUCAUUUUCAAAUUAAAGGGAGCAAAAAGACAAGCUUAAUUGUCCCUUGUGCCCCUUUCCACAGACUGGGAAGAAGCCACAGAGCAGGCUAUGGCCAACUUUGAUCCUCAGGCCCUCCUGUGAAGGCCAAGGCAGCCGGUGGUCCUGAGGGCUGAUGGCACCAGUGGCCUGGAGUAGAAAGCCCAAGGCCUUCACACCAUGGGGGCGCCAGGAACAUGGGCAGAGCCGAGGCCUAGGCCUAGUGUCUAUGGGCAGUCUAGUGGCAAGCAUUGGUGGUUUUUGAUAUGAGGGAAGUGAAGCAGGGGAGAGUUGGAAGUGCAGGGCAGCCCUGCCCUGGGAGUCGGGAUGCUGGUCUGUGCGUAUUUGUGUGUGUGUGCGUGAGCAUGGGCGUGUGUUACACACAUUAGUGUGGGCAUGCACACAUGUGCAGAGCCCAAAUCUUAGCUAUGAGACUGGCUCUUUCAGUAUUUUGAGUCUGGGGUAGCAAUCUUGCCAUGGAUACAGAGGGGGUUAGGUGAGUGGUGGGCAGGCCCCAAACACAGGCAUAGGGCGGGGUUACCCUGGAAGGACAGCCUCACUCCAUGGACUGGAGGGGCAGAGGCAUCCCCAGCAGGGGCCUGAUAGUCCAUAAGUCAGUGCAAAAGGGCUGGGCCUGCCCACUGUACAGACAGUAUUCACAGGGAGGGGCUGUGUGGGCCAGCGCCCCCAUACCUACCAGGGCUCAUUCUGGAAGGGCAUCCAGCAAAGUUGGAGACCCACUGUGUUUGAAGGGGUGAAAAGCAGGCCAGAUUCAGGUCCCAAGACAGGCCAAGCUCAGUGAAUUUUCUUUUCCACUGACUCAGUUUCCCUAUAUUCAGAAACGAUCUGGGAAGAGGUGAGCAGAGUUGGCUCCAACACAGUAGGGGGCAAACAACAAAACAGCCCCAGACCCUCCCCUCCCUGUAUGCCAAAACCAUUUCCGUUAUCCUGACGGGGCUGAGUGGAUGGUGGGUGCACAGUGGGGCUGUGAGGGCCUCUGCCCUGCCCAGAGCCCACCUUUGGAGAGGCAGGGGACUCCUGCCCACAGCCCCCUCUGGCCCGGUCACCAGCAGUCACAGUGGCACCUCAUUGGUCCCAGGGUCUGGGUGAAGGGGAGAACUGGCCAUCCUGCCCCCACCUCCUGGGGCCCUCACGCUUAUUUUCUUGUUGAAAACACAAACCCUCAAGAUUCACGUACUGUAUGAUGGCAAGAAAAAAGUACCUAAUGUUCCCCCUAAAAAAGACAGUAUAUUUUGUACUUUGUAAAGUGUUAAUUAAAAUGAA